Gambusia affinis (western mosquitofish) is the source of this 1704-nucleotide messenger RNA. It is a transcript of the gene tesca, whose product is annotated as tescalcin a. Bases 199 to 852 code for a protein of 217 amino acids. Gene Ontology annotation, molecular function: calcium ion binding. Lineage: Eukaryota; Metazoa; Chordata; Actinopteri; Cyprinodontiformes; Poeciliidae. The record is from RefSeq and is a predicted model, not a curated record. The transcript has 8 exons.
UGCGAAUGUAAGAAUUGAUAUUUAAGCUGUAAGUUGUUAAUUUCUUUUCGAAAAAUGCUAAAACGCUCCACAUGGAGGCAGCAGAAUACAUCAGCAAUGUCCUGCCCACUGAAGUGAGAUAAAGCUGCAAGUGUGUAAAAGUUUUAGCCAGUCCAAGUAGACCUUGCGCCUCGACGCACCGCUCAGACAGCCGGAGAGAUGGGAGCCACACAAACACACUCCGAGUACCAAUACGAGAACAUGGUGGGGAAAACUGGAUUUUCAAUCGAGCAGAUUAAAAACCUGCACAUGCGAUUUCAGCAGCUGAGUGGAAAUGAAAAAACACUAAGAAGAGAACACCUGAAGAAUAUACCAACUCUGGCCGAUAACCCCAUCAGAACGGAAAUUAUUGAGGCGUUCUUUGAUAAAAGGAACCAGCAUAAUAAUGAGUUGGGAUCAUAUGAGGAAAUCGGCUUUGAGGAGUUCCUAAUGGUUAUGUCCCACUUCCGUCCUCCAAGUAUUAAAACAUCAGCGGAGGAGAGGGUGGCAAUGAGAAAACAGAAGGUUUGCUUCCUGUUCAACAUGCACGACACCGACGGUGAUGGCAAAAUUACGCUGGAGGAGUACAGAAAGGCUGUCGAGGAACUUCUUUCGGAAAGUGGGUCCAUCGGGCAGGAAGGUGCUCGGGCGAUAGCAGAUGCUGCCAUGCUGGAGGUGGCGAGCACAAAUAUGCCCAACAUGGGCCCGGAUGACGUCUACGAAGGAAUUACAUUGGAACAUUUUGAACAGAUUCUAAAAAACCUUGAAAUGGAGUCCAGGAUGUAUGUUCGCUUUCUGGAUAUGAACACCGCUAAUCUGCGUUGUGGAAAAUAAGCCACCUGAGGGAAUUGUUGGUCUAAGGAACUCUUUAUGUUGCUGCUGUUUUUAGCAGAACCACCUCUGUCCUGGAAAGGAAAAAAGCAAAACACUUUUCCAAGCACUAACAUGUUUUCAAUAUGAAAAAUCAGUAAGAUUCUCAAAACUGCAAGCUACUUGUGAAGAUCAGGUUUGAUAAUAGAAAGCCUUUUUAUUGCUGUAUGUUAGCUUGUAAAACAGUUCCAUAUUUUAAAAUUCCUCAAACUUUUCUUAGUUUUAUUGCAUUUAGUUAUAUUUAUUAUGACCUCACACUGUUGCUUUGGAAAUUACUAAUGUGCAAUAUGAAAGAUUUUUACCUUGAAACAAAAGGUUCACACAUAAGAUGAAGUAUGUUACAGGUGAUCUACUGUGCUCAGCAUUUGGACAACAGGACCAGUCCUCCUCAUAAAUCAGGAUACAAUAUUUUAUGUUUUUACUACUGAAACUAUACAUAAUAAACCACUACUGUUAUAAAAGAAUAAAAACAACACUAUUUUUGAUUAUUACUGAAAUGAUUUAUUUUCCCCUCAUUUCAAAAAACUGAAUUUUAAAUAAAGUGGAAAAUAAAUAUCUGGAUUUUUCUCUUAUUUUCCCCCUGAAAAACUGCAAAAUAUGACAAUUUUUGUGGAUAAAUCACAUACCGUGCCUGAUCUAAAAAGUCAAAUAUAAAAACAAAUGAACAACAAUGUUUAUCAAGGUGGCAAUCUUGCAGCAGAUGAGCUGUUUGCAUCCUAAUAAAAGCGCCAAAAUGGUACUAAAAGGUAACUAAAAAUUAGCAGUAUGAACAAUCAGACAGAUUAAUGUGUAAUUUGUCCUUUCUGCUUCUCAGAC